AUGGUUUUCAGUCCAUGCCCUCGAGGUCAGCGAUCCAAAGGGUCGGCGAAUAAUGCAGAAGACGUUAUGCUCCCUAUUGAUCUAGCCCACCAAGAUCGUCCAACUCGACCAAGUUCCGCUGCCGUGGGUAAUCUCAGCGAGGAAAGACUCGCCUUUGAGGAGAUUUUCCGUCCAUCAACACGUCGGACGGGCAAUCCAGAGACGGAAAUUACGCCUGGAUCUCAUCAGUUUCCAAAGACCGCAGCCAAUCGAACGAUACAUAUUCGCCCCAAGGCCAGUCGGAUUAGCUUAAUCCAGCUGUCUCAUAAGAUACGAAGAAGGCUUUCUAGGGAAUCGCAAUUGUCGAAGAAGUCCUCCAAGAUAUUUAAGGGACGCGGAGUUACACUCCAGGGUGGUGAUCAAAAUGUAAAUCCGGCUGUCGGUGUGGAUAUCACGACGAAUAAUGAUGCUGAGUAUGACAGUGAUGCACGUUGUAUUUUAACUCCUCAAAUUACAGAGCGUAUCGCAGGUGGUAUAAUUGGUUUCAUCAGCAAACCGGACACUCAAAGCCCCGAGCGUCCCUUAGACAUCAACCAUGAUAUGUUUCCCACAGGACUUGACGGAACCUCGUCCGCAAUCUGGGAUGAAGCAUCUAACCCUGAAAAAGAGGUAACCACCGGCAAUUUAGAGUCUUUACCAGAAAAUAACGGAGGACUUUUCAACUUCGACACAUCCGAGGACGGUUUCAAGCCACAUGUCGAAGCUGAAUCCCAGAGAUCCACACCCACAUCCACUGCUGGUUCAUACUUCCCAGAAAAUUCUAUGAAGCCUGCAGGCGCUAAAUAUCUCGAUAGAGUCCCACGCUUUGAAUCAUCUUUGUCUAGAUUCUCAUGGGAGUCGGAUGUGGCUCGCACGAAUGGUCUUAGUCCGCCAUCGGAUUUCCAGCUAGAGUUAUCCCCGCCGAAAGCUGGCCAUGUCGCUGCGGCGUCUGGUGGAAAGGCAGCAGUUAGCGGCGGAUACUUUGAUCUAUUCAACGGCAAACAGCUAAGCUCGGAAAAGACUCCAAAUGCUACUAGCCAAGACUCCUUUGCUUGUCCACGCAAUAACAAAUAUCGGACUGAAAGCAGAUUCAUCGAGAAUUUCGUUGAUAUACAUUCCAGUAGCGCUAGCGAUUCAGCCAUUCAGAGCUCCAAUGGCAUCCAAAAAUACACGAACAUGAGAAGCAUCAGCGAUGGAUGGCUGUCUGAUGGGAAGCGUCGUGGUUACGGCUAUCGUUUUGUGAUGGAAGAUAAUGGAAAACCCCCAAACUCAGAAACAAGCGAUAUAAUGCAGCUAAUUUAUCAAGAAUCCACACCUGAGACCGAUCUACGUGACCUAGUCGAGUUUACGGGCAGAGAAAAAAGUUUAAAAUGCUUUUCACAAGCUUCCGGUGAAUCAAUUGUCACCAGGAAUCAGGCACAAGGGCCGGUCGAGUCGCACUGCAACGAAGAUCUGAACGUUGUCAGUUGCGGGGAACUCGCGGUGUCAGAGAGGAACCUCUUUGAUAGUGAUAUUAGCAAAGAACCCUUCUCGUCGUGGGCCAGGUUCCCAAGCCGUUCUAAGAUUUCGAGAAACGGAUCUGCUGGGCGUUCCGAUAACGUUGCUGCUUGUGACUUUGCAUCCAUAGAUACGCCCAAGGACAGCCAAGACACAAACUCGCCCCCAUUACCAAGAAUCUCAAACGACAAAUCCGAUUCAUUGCCUUCUAUUAAAAAGGGUAUGGGGUUGUUCAACUGGGUUAGAUUACAUCGUUCCGAUUCCGUUGAUCGCCGACGAUAUCGGGCAGGCCAUAGGAGGGAAACCUCCAGGAGCGACGACUUGAAGGAUCCGGAUCUUGAAAUUAUUCCCGGAGGACCAACCGGUCAACUUAUUCUUGAGCAAAUUGGAGAUAUCAGAAGCGAAAUUAAGCGGCAUAAUCAGCAGCUGAAAGCUCGGGGAUCAAACGAGAGGGUAAGUGAACAGCGGACUCCAUGGAGCAGGAUGCUCGACCCUGCUCCUCUGGGAUCGCGUCUACCAUGCCGAUUGGGUUUCUCUACUUUCGGUGGGAGCGGCAUGAAUGCUCCCACAGAUCCAUGUUCUGCAGAUGUCUGGUCACGUUUGUAUGAAGAUUGUAUCGGGUUGUUCUCUGGCGACGACGAUGUUACAUUUAAUCAUGGGACGGAAGAAGGACUUGAGAAGGUCCUGAUUGAUAGUGAGGGGCAUCGUCGGGUAUCCAGAAGCAUGGAUCUCCGCGAUUCAACUGUGGACUUCAAAGAAGAGCAACUUUUGAACGAAGUGGGCUCGAAGGAUGGUCUGUUGAAACUUGUUGAGCAGACGUGGGGAACAGAGUAG
Histoplasma capsulatum G186AR is the source of this 2349-nucleotide messenger RNA. RefSeq lists its product as uncharacterized. NCBI's taxonomy places the organism in Eukaryota, Fungi, Ascomycota, Eurotiomycetes, Onygenales, Ajellomycetaceae. The transcript has a single exon. The coding region runs from base 1 to 2349 and encodes 782 amino acids. The record is from RefSeq and is a predicted model, not a curated record.